AACCAGCUCCUCCGAGCGACUCAAUAAUGGACCCUCCGAUUCGUGACUCGGAGUCCAACCCUAAACCCCUCUGUGAAAACAAGGACGUCGUCUACAUCGACACCAACCUCGACACUCACUUGGCCGUCCUCGUCUCCGAUCACGAUACCGUCUCCGACCUCAAAGAGCGAAUUUUGUCAGGACACCAAUCAUGCUUUCCCAAACUUGGGCGGAUACAGAUUCAUGCAAUGAAGGUAAAGCGCAAAGGGUACUUUUAUCACCUAUCUGAUUCCAUGUUUGUAAAAAGUGCCUUCUAUGGUUUCAACAAGAGCUGGUUUCUUAGUGUGGAUGUUUCUCCAUUGAGCAAUUGUGGUCAAAAUGAUUGUUCUUCUGAUUCUCCUAACCAACUGGUACUUCUUGGCAAUUCAGAUAAUGCCUUGACUAGUUUGAUCAAUGAUAAGAAAGAAGAACAUGAUUUUGUGAAUGCAUCUGAAAAAGCUGUUAAGGAUGAUAACGUCGUUUGCGAAGAUGAAAUGUCAAAAUCUGUGUCUAGUGCAAAGGAAAAACAGAUGAGUACAUGGAAAGAAGAUGAAGAUAAAGAAAAGAAGUCAGAACUUGAAACAAAAUUACAACCUUUGGGUGUAAAGGAGCCAAAGGAACCCAAGCAGUUGAAUGAAGAUAAUUUGAAUAUUGUUCUUGACCAGUGCAAUGAAACUGGAGAAGUAUUACAAGAUGAUCCUAAGCCAAUGCAGUUGGAAGAAUGCAUACCAUCUGAACAGAAUAAUAACACUGAAGCAAAUAUCAAGGAAUCAAAUGUGACUCCGAAAGCUGUUUAUAUGAAUGAGAUGGGUGAACCUGUAAAAUCUGAGAAAAAGAAGAGAAGGAAGAGAAAAGAUAAGGAUUUGGACGAAAGAACAACUACAAAAGAAGAGUGCACACCAUCUGAACAGAAUAAUACAGAUGCUAAUGUCAGUGAAUUAAAUGUGACUUCAAAAGUUGCUGUUUCAAAAGUUGUUGUGCUUGGACUCAGUGCAGUAGAAAAAUUAUGGAAGAAGAAAACAAAGACAAGAAAAAGAUAA
Messenger RNA from Arachis stenosperma, 1058 nucleotides. RefSeq lists its product as uncharacterized. The record is from RefSeq and is a predicted model, not a curated record. Lineage: Eukaryota; Viridiplantae; Streptophyta; Magnoliopsida; Fabales; Fabaceae. The coding region runs from base 27 to 1058 and encodes 343 amino acids. The transcript is spliced from 3 exons.